Bombina bombina (fire-bellied toad) is the source of this 426-nucleotide messenger RNA. RefSeq names its product cytochrome c oxidase assembly protein COX14 homolog. NCBI's taxonomy places the organism in Eukaryota, Metazoa, Chordata, Amphibia, Anura, Bombinatoridae. The record is from RefSeq and is a predicted model, not a curated record. The coding region runs from base 125 to 301 and encodes 58 amino acids. The transcript is spliced from 2 exons.
CCAAAAUAUAUCACAUGACUAAGGUCAAUUGAAGCCGCUCUAGUUUUAGACUCUAUGGUGGUUGGAAGUACGUCACGUGAUUUAGGCAGGAAAUGGUAGGAAGCGUGUGAAAGUCACAGAAGAAAUGGCUCCUCCCAAGCGAUUAGCAGACAUCGGAUACAAGCUGUUCUCAGGCUCCAUGAUGCUAUUAACCGUGUAUGGAGGUUACCUGUGUAGCAUGCGGGCAUAUCGAUACUUCCAGCGGAGGGAACAAUUGCAGGCGGCAGCAGAGAAUCAGACGGAGGCUAUCAUGAAAGAAUGAAUUCAUAAUUUCUCUGAUCAAGUUAUUUAUGCACUGACUAGUCCAUGUGGAGAAUGCUUCUGCCUUGUAAUCAUAAAAUGGGUUUCUGUAACAUGUUACGUCAAGAUUAAAUAUAUAUAUUAUCA